Limanda limanda (common dab) is the source of this 1663-nucleotide messenger RNA. RefSeq names its product CREB/ATF bZIP transcription factor (gene crebzf). Bases 217 to 996 code for a protein of 259 amino acids. Gene Ontology annotation, molecular function: DNA-binding transcription factor activity. The transcript is spliced from 3 exons. NCBI's taxonomy places the organism in Eukaryota, Metazoa, Chordata, Actinopteri, Pleuronectiformes, Pleuronectidae. Gene Ontology annotation, biological process: regulation of DNA-templated transcription. The record is from RefSeq and is a predicted model, not a curated record.
AGAAAGAAGAAGGAGCGCGUGUGCAGGUUGACGUCGGUCUCCAGGCGUUAUUUUUUUAUUUUCAUGCUGUGAACGCUUUUCUUCACAUCCAGUGACGCUUCUCGGAGGAUCUCUUCGCCUGUCGCUGAUUGUUGUCGUUUAUUUAACGAGUCGGGAGUUGAGGAAUCAUAAGAUACCGUCUGGGCAGCAUCUCUACAUUCCCACCGUCAAGCCACAAUGAUCACCAGAAGAAGAGGCCGUGCUAUCAACAAGACAGAGCCUCUUGAGGUCGAAGUGGUGGAUGCAGUUGAAACUGUAGAGGAUCUUCCACAUCCCUCUGAGGACUUCCUAGCUGAAGAUAUUGACACAGAUGGAGUAGAGCUAGACGAUCUGUUUGGACUAGAAGAAUUAAAAUGGACACUUGAAAGAGAUGAUGCGUCCCCACUCUUCGAAAUGGAGUUGGCUGAUCUCGGAGUGUACUGUGUCAAGGAUCGAGAUUCCGGGUUCGAAGCUUCAACUGCCUCGUCUCCGGAGAGAAUGGCAUCAGACUUGAAGACCAUGAACGGACAGAACCAGUCAAGCGACGCGAUCAACAAAAAUGCUAUUGCUGCCAGAUUGAACCGUCUGAAGAAGAAAGAAUAUGUCAACAGCCUGGAGAAGAAAGUUGGCGUCCUAUCGACAGAAAACAACGUGCUCAAAAAGGAAAAUUGUCAGCUGACCAAGAGAGUGGAAGAAUUGGAAGAUGAGACCAGGUACCUGAGAGCUGUGCUGGCCAAUGAGAGCAUGUUAGCCAAGCUCUUGUCCAGGCUGAGCGGUGUGAAUGGGAUGAAAUUAUCUUCCUCCCUUUUCCAGGGUCCUGACUCAAACGACCACGACUACGCCUUACCCAGGAAGCGUGUGAAAGUGGAGGAGAAAGAGACAUCUGGUGGCGUGUGUCUGCAUGUGGACAAGAACCACGUCUCAGUGGAGUUCUGCACCAAGUGUGCAGAGAGUGCAAGCACAUCACUCAAAAUGUAGGGUCAAGUACUUAUCUCUGUUUUCAGAUAUUGAGACUGAACUUAAUAUGGCUCAGUGUACUGAACUUGUUGAAGGUGGAUGAACACUGUUGAGUUAGUUAAGUUUAAAUCACUGCUGAAUGUGCAUGUGUUUCUGUGUGAUGAUGGAUUAAGUACACGUUACUGCUAAACCUUGUUGACAGUUUCUUCUAGGUAAUGGUUGAUCCACCAUGCGGGAUGAGUGGCUUUCUGAACACCUUGCCUGCUUGACUCCAUGUGGAUUCUGCUGGUGGAAGGCGAAGAGGCUGGACAAGCUGCUGCCAACGUGGCCUGGUAUUUUUUUAAAGGUAGUAUCGGUACCAAAUGGUAUAAGUGAUUACACUCUCCCAAAACUCCACAACAUCAGUAGAUGUAGGUCUUGGCAGUACAGCCGGAGGGCUGACUGCACCUGCUCCAUUACUUGGAGCAAUGCCAUCAGAAGCUUGAUAAUCUCAGAAUCAUAUCUUGUAUAUAUUUACAUAUUGGAAUGUAUUCAAUACAUACAUCAACUGAGGAAAUUGACCAUUUUGGUUAAAUGUGAUAAAGUGUAAAUCUGUAUAUAUCUUUGAAUACAUUUUGUUUGAAGUCAAUGACCUUUGAGAAAUGUUGGACAAAUAAAUCAUAUUUUCAUUAAGUUUGAGUAACAAAUA